CCUCCUCUCUUCGCCCUCCCCCUCCACCGCCUCGCCGGCUUGAUCUGUUGAUCUCUUCAUUUGACAUUUUGGAAACUAAUUUUUCGCGACAACGACUGAAAAUGGUUAUCUGAAGAAAGGCUCUUUCUUUUACAAGUACAUGUCAAGUAAAAGUUUUUGAGAAAAACUAAGUAAAGGCAGUUUUCCCGUUUAACUAUUACCAUUAGGGUUACCUGUUGCUUUGACUGCUUUGACAGACAUGUCAGAAUUUGAUAGUACGAGUGCAACCUCAAACACUGAGUGCCAGGAAGUUAUGUCUGCAUUCAUCUCUUUCCUUCAAAAUCUAAAUGAAAACGAGUGGCUCUCUCAAUCCUCUAAGGAAGAGAUAAAAAGCUGUUUGCACUCUGCAAGAAACAUUGAAAAAAUUUUAGACGGAUUAAAAACUAAUGGUUCCUUAGAAGCCUUCGUAAAUCUACUUCCAAAUUUGUAUGGGUAUAAUGUUGACCAAAUCUGCAACGCAUGCGAUAUCACUCUUAGGAUGGUUCUAACUGCGAGUGGUGUACCACUUCCAUGUGUGCGAACAUGUAUUGAUGAGUACCUCAAACUUUGUGGAUCGGAAAGAUUUGAAAAUGUUUUGGCCUCUGUUAUAUUCUCUUCAGAAAUAUACCGUGUACUUUUAGACUUCAUUGCCACUACUGAUAAUGACUUUGAAAGUCAUCAAAUCAACUUGCAAAGCCAUCUGUUUAGAAAUUUAUGGAAAACUGAGACACAUACACAGAACUUAACAGAUAAGUUUUACAAAUGGUUGAAGACAGACUUAUCUGGGAAGAAUAUUGCCGUAUCUCUGCAGGUUGUUUAUUCUGAAGACGGCAGGAGUCACGUCAGCUUUAGUCUUGUCAGUGCACUUGUCAAAGUACUUCAAGAAAGAGGUGACACAGCAGCAUUGUUUUGGAGAAUUUUUACCCAUUAUCCUAAUGGUAGGAAAGCUAUGUUUAAGUCCAAUAAGCUCUUGAAUAGUCUUUUAGAUUUUUUUAUAACAAGUUCAAAAUGGAUGGAAACAACUGAUUCUUUCUCUUGGACUUCAAAAGAACAAGGCCCUUGCAAAGUGUUCGGAUUUGAAGAGCUGUUAAAGGCACUCAAUAACUUGGUAGAACUCGGAGGAUCUGUGAGUGAAAGGGUGGAUCAUUUUUUGUCCGAGAGAAGGAACAGUGCAGGUUGCACAUUUUGGGAUGAUGUUGAAAUGCGAUUGACAAGGUAGAUUGGUUUUAAUAGUGUAUUUGAAUGAUUUUCAAUGUUCUUACAACAAUCCACAGAAGAAAAAAUUAAUACCAUUCACACAUCAAUAAGUUAACACUGCAGCACCAAUUAUAUUUUUUAAGUAGGAGAAAAUAGUUACGGUGGCAUCAGAGUUACUCAACUGAUUGGUACCUCUGAAAAAUUAUAAUACAUUUUCCAUACAAUUUGAUACAAAUCAUGUUAAUAAAGGAAACUGUUAACAGUCAA
Molecule: messenger RNA, 1482 nt
Organism: Frankliniella occidentalis (western flower thrips)
Lineage: Eukaryota; Metazoa; Arthropoda; Insecta; Thysanoptera; Thripidae
Exons: 2
Coding region: 239-1237 (332 amino acids)
Source: RefSeq, a predicted model, not a curated record